GCGUGGUUCAUUGGGUCGCGCUCCGGGGCGGGGAAAGGUGGGAGCCGGGGCCUGUGUCUCGUGACUGCUUAUGCAGCUGCCCGGCCUCCCUGCUGCCUGGCUCAGCACAGCGGGUGCCUGGUGCAUCUAUCAAGGUUGCUAAACGGGCGCUCAGAAAACAUGAGUCAGUCCUGCCCCUCCCCCCCCCCCAGGCUUGCCACAUGGCUGUAAAAAUCAGGAGCCUCGUGACGCUUUGUGAGAGGGAGUGUGACAUGUUCCCUGGGGCUGGAGUACUCCGAGGGCACGUUUUAAGUCUCGAUCUCUGUAGAGCAACUAGAAGCAGGUUUUCUUAAAAGCCGCGUUUCUUCCAGAGAUCAAUCUGAUAGACAUUUAUCCACAGAAAACACUUGCAAGAUACUUGCCUACCACCAUUUAAAACAGGGUUUCCCUGAGGACUGAUUGCAAUGAGGAGGCAGUGGAGAGGACUGACCGUGUGAAAGAGGCAGAAAGUAACCAGAAAGUCAAGAGAAAAUGAGAGCAGAAAUGAAUGAAGAGAUAGUAUUACCACCAUUGCAACUCCCUGGAUGGUAAGAUAAUGUGAUUUAUCUGAUUAUGCAUUGUAUAAACAGCUAGUCCUUGAAGAAUUAGUUAUUGAUUUUAGCCUCUGUCUUCCAACUCCCUCUUUAAUAAAACUAGGGGGCUGUGCCCUCUGCUUGCUAUGCUCGCCUACCCCCCUCUCUCUGGCUGCUUUUGCUUCACUGAGGGAGCCUGUUGAUGCUGAUGACACUACGAUUUCAUCCUGUUGCCUGGCAGGAACAUUCUGUCAUCCAGCAGGAAAACUUUUUUAUAUAUAGAGAGAGAUAAGUCCUAUCUCUAGCCUGCUAUUUUUUCACUUGCCAAAUAACUCUCUGGCUUCAUUUCUCUUCUUCAGGUACUGCUUGUUGGACAUACUGGGGUCAGGAUAGUGUCUACAUGCUUUUGUGCUGCACUCAGCAUAGUAGCUCCUUAAUUGAUUAGGACUUCGACAUCAUAUGUAAUAUAAAAAAAGUUAAAUAAUAACGCUCCAAACAUUAGUAUUUGCAUGUUGCAUCAUCAUCAUUUAUGAAUAAUUUCUUAUGCUCUUGCACAAAAAGCACUGGACAAAACCAAAUUGAGUUGCUGUGUUGUAUUGUCUAAGCUUUUCUUUGCUUCAUCAAGUUUCCCAAAUAGUAAGACUUACCUGUUCUGCUUGAUAGAUGACUUGUACCAGGGGAGAAAAUUCUGGGAGAACCUGGGGACCUUUGGCAUUGCACUGGUUAAAUGGCAAUUGUUCAGUCUGUUUCUUCUUUGUAUCACAAUGAGGGAUAUAUAUCCAUUCUCCUUAUCACAGUGAGGCAGCUGGAUCAUCUGUACCAUAAAUCAGGAGAAAGAACAAUGGAGUAUAACUAGCAAUAGGGGAGAACUGGGAUUGGGUAGAGACUGAGGAUGGGAGCAGAUCAUCCUUGAUUAAAGCAAGGUUUGAAGCAGGUGUGAGAAAGACAUGAAGAACAUGAAGUCCUUGGUACAGCGGAAACAGAAAGGAAGGAGCCAGGCAGGUGGGGCUGAGACGGGGGGCAUGAAUCUCUCUCAGAGAAGUAAGAAACCAACCCUUGCUGAGUGGAGUAAAUGGGAGUUGCUGGCUGUGAUUGUCCCUGUACUCCUCCUGCUUUACAUCUUGCUGUGUUAUGAGAACUUCCAUUUCCACGUGGCUCAUAUGUAUGCUCAUCUGGGAUACCCCAAUGCCCAGCACAUUGUGGGGCAGAGAUAUCUGCAAGGAGCUGGUGUUGAAAAGAAUGAGGAGAUGGCCAUGCAUUGGUUCAGGGAAGCUGCAGAGCAGGGUCAUCCUCACUCCUCCUUUAAUCUGGCUGUGGGAAAGCUGAAGAACAUGACCAUGUCACUUGAAAAAGGGGAAGUGGAAAAUCUCCUCAGUGUGGCUGCAGGUCAAGGGCUCCAAGAGGCUCAGGAACUUUUAGAGCUCAUCAUCAGGAACAGAAAUCUUCCUUGAUGGACUUCCAAACAGAUGGAAACACUCACGCCUUUCUAGCCUUUUUACUUGGGUAUUGCAGGAUAGCUUUUCUUCUUUGAUCCAUGUCUUGUUGUGCAGCUUUGGAAACCUUAGAUGGCACACUGCCUUUGUCUUGCAUUGGAUGACUGUGAAUGGCAUUUUGUAUUGCAUGAGGCAGGAAAAGAGACCACUAUAUCUGGUCCUCUUCCUUUACCAAUAUAGGACUUUGUCUAGAAUCCAACGUGAUCAUCACUCAUCACAGGUUUGCUCAGUCAAGCUAUUACUCAAUUUUAUAUCAGUACAAAGAUGGGAGAUGGGGAAAGAUAGUGGAAGAGACCAUCACCAUAUAAAUAGCUUUUCUUUUUUUUUGUAGCCCACUACUUUUAUACAGUGCUGGGGGCUGGAUAGGGAGAAAGGUCUAGAGGAGAAAAUCAACAAUGGACAUACAAAUGCCAAUAUUAGUCUACUGCAUUGUAAUGAGAAAGCAUACUAUCUGUGUUGACUGAAAAAUCACUUUUAAGUAGUGACUACAGGAAGCAGCAUGUUGAUCUACUGAUAUUAUAUCUAUCUAUUGGUUUAGGGUUUGAAACAGUUGGUUAUUAGAUGUGUUUUGUUGUGUAUUUUUAUGUAUUGUAAAUUGGUAAUAGCUUAAGCUAAAUAGUAAUAAGCAAAUAUGCAUAUUUUGCCAUGAAGUGUAUAAUGAAAUAAUAAUGGUUUAAUAAAAAUAGUAUAGCAACUUCAUUCGGUAGCCAUUAUUGCUUUUAUCUCUUUGCCAGGCAACUGGCAGGGGAAAGUAAUUAAAAUUAACAGAAGCAGACUUCACUUUCAAGGUGUCUUCAGUUUAAUGCAACAAGAGGGGUAAUUGCUUGUAAUAGAAAGAACAUGCAGUUUCUAAAGAACGAUAGAGGAGAGGGUAUUGUGCUAUCAAACUCCCCGCCCCACCCCCCAUCGGAUAUGCCAGUCUGUGCUGUGGUUUUUUUUUUUUUUGACCAUCACUGUUCAGGUUGUUGCACAAUAAGAAGUGCCUGCUUUUUUAAGCGUAUGGUGACUAUAGUCAAGCCUGAGGGCUAAGGAAAGAGAAGUGAAAGAAAACAAGAAAACAAGAGUAGAUUCAGUCUCUGACAGCUGCUUUUCUACAGUGACCUUGUAAUGAAAGAUGGAAAGGAUUCUAGCCAAUGAGCUCAAUCCUUCAUGUUCCUUGGUUUAGUCCUGAGCCGAAGGAAGAUGUUUUGCCUUUAAGAAUAAGGAAGUUGAAGGCAUGAGUACUGCAGCAUCCAUGUUUCUAUAUAUAAAACUACCCUUGUCAUGUUUAUGACCAAAAUCAGCCUCCCCCCCCCCCAAAAAAAAACCCACUCACUUGGCAGUGCCAACUUCUGCAAACACAUAGUCCCAGUGGGGAGCAGAGCAAUUGUAAAACGGCCUCACUACCGAGUAAGGUCAGAUCUGUCCUGAUUAUAAUGGUUUUCUUAGGUUAAAUAUCCCCUGCAGUGUUACAACUGAUGGUUAAUGUAAGCAAUUCUUUUUCCUCUUCCCCCACUACAUCUGGGAUCAGAUUUUUCUCUACUUUGCACUGUGUAGUCAUGUACAUUUGUACAUGAGGGGGUGAGAAAUGCAGCCAGAUCAAAGAGAGGGAUCAGAUACUCCUGCCCACUGAAAUAGUCAGAGGCACCCAGGAGAAAAUCCCCUUUUUGCAAGAAAGGGAAUUCUCUACUAGUCUGAAGGCGAAGGAAGUAGCAUCCCUGCCUCCUAUGCCUUUUCCUGCUAUAAGAGACGAAGGGGGCAAGAUAUGGAGGUGGCAAGAACGAUUGUUUGUCAGCUAUGCAGCCUUAACUUGUGGUAGGUGGCACAUUGGAGCAUUUGAUUGAGGGUGGGUAGGCAGGGAAACACUUAUUUGAAAUGCAUCAUUUUAGUUUGAUUUAGAAUUAUCUAUUUCCCUGCCCCAUUUCCCUCUCGUAUCUUUCUCCCAACAUUCUUUUUUUAUUAAGUCUAGAAAACAAAGGACAUUACAGUCUCUGUCACUACCUGCAGCACGUCAGAGACCCUGAGGCUCUUUUUUCUUCCCCUUCACAUCAACUUAAAAAGGAAAAGAAACGGUGGAAGCAAAAUAAUGUUCUUAUUUCCAUUGCAUAUAACAACUACCAACCAUAGGCUUGAGCCUUCGAAGAUGAGGGAAAUCUUAUUGAUGUUAGUGGGUUUCGUGUCGUGCCCCAGGUCAACUGAUAGUACACCAUCAGCCUGCAACUGCUUUAACUCCAGCACUGCAGUCCUUUCCCUUUUAUUUGAAAACUAGAUCUGUGCUAUAUACAAACAGCAUGUUGUCAAACAGUGACCUACCAAUAAAGUACAAUAAACACCAUCUUUUCCAGUCCUGCAGUGUUCCCUAGGAGACUGUUCUUUUUCUCUAGCUGUGAGCGUAAAAAGCAGAACCCCAGCAAGUGAUAUGAAAAGACAGGAAUGGUUCAGGGUCAGGAAUUGUAUUUAUCCUCUAUGCUACCCUGAUUUAUAGAUGUCAGAGCAAAAGUAAAACUGCCUCAAUUUUGGUGAGGUCAGAUCUGUCCUGAUUUUAAUGGUUUUCUUAGGUUAAAUGUCUCUUGCAGUGUUACAAUGGAUGCUUAAUGGAAAAAUCUAUCAUAGCUGCGACACUCCUCUGAGGUCCCCUCUCAUGCUGUGAGACUUCCUUGUGCUAUAAUAGCUAAUAUGAAGCUGCAAAAAAAGAGUAAAAAUGUCAUUUCAGCUAAGACUGUAAGAUAAGGUAGUGAAGCUACAUAAAAAGCUGCUUCUUGCAUUGAGUGUGUCUAUGUGGAGGUGAAAUAUCUCAUUUGCCCCAUAUUUGUUUACAAAGUGAUAGAAUGGUCUUGGGACCAGACAGCGGAUGAAGCAGUUUUUUAUUAACUGUUAUUUUCAAAUUGUUGGUUGUAAAUGUUCAGUUGGAGAAGUGUUCUUUCAGCAGCACUUUCAGAAGCAAAAAAUCAGUAACAAAUGAGAUUAUUCUUAAAGGUGAAUCUGUCCCAGAGGCUAAGUCUCAGGGGACUCUUUUGUAAUGGCAGUGCCUGGUUAACUGGCUCCCAACUGUGACUUUCUGGGGUUGGAGCAGUGAGGGGGUUGAAAAAGAUGAAAGGGAAAAGAGAAAACUGGACAGUUCAUGCAUGGAGAGUAGCCACACUGAAAGGCAAAGCAGAAUAAUGAUGAGAGGGCACAACAGAAUGGAAGAAAAACGGCUUCCACGUCCUAAAAGCAGCCCCUCCUUCAGAUCUCAUCCAUCCAGUUUGUAAGGGUUAAUCAAGGCAGAUGUUUAUCCAGGGUUCACAGUCUUGCAGCGUAGGAAAUUCUCUGGAAAGCUAAAACUGCAUUGGCCCAGAGGGGGUGGCAAAGGUUAUUUCAAGUGUAUAAGGACAUGACACGCUUUCAUGUCCCCUCCGCUGCUUCAGAGGGGGAAUUCCUUUACAUGAUAUAAUAACCCAUAAUAUUGUAUAACUUGUGAUGAAUUCAUCCUUCUUCCGUGAAGAAUACUGUCUCUACCUGAAUUCUCUUUGGAAAGGAGACUAAUACUUGUAAUUACAAUAUGCAUUUGAAGUGCAUUCCUACAGUGAAGCCUAUAGCCAGGCACUUGUAGAGCCAGAAAUUCCAUUCAAGUAUGUCCCUGUAUUCCUGAGAACAGCAUUCAACACAAAUGCAUAUUCCAGCCACAAUACCCAGUUAACGCAGAAAGAAUCAUUUGAAUCAAUGGUCCAAGCAGGAAAUAUGAACUCCAUUUUAUCAAACCUUAAUUUGGAAUAGCCUUUUUCCUUUCUUGGCAUGAAAUAUAUGAGUCAAACCACUCCCUAACUGUGAUAGAAAUGUAGCUGUGUUAGUCUGGGGUAGCUGAAGCAAA
Pelodiscus sinensis (Chinese soft-shelled turtle) is the source of this 5873-nucleotide messenger RNA. The record is from RefSeq and is a predicted model, not a curated record. Lineage: Eukaryota; Metazoa; Chordata; Testudines; Trionychidae.